AUGAAUGGGGCAGCAGCCCGCCGCAAUACUCUAUUUGUUUUAGAGGUCAGUGUCACACUGAAGGGUAUUCUUCACGCACCGAACCGGGGGCUUGGUGCUGACGUGACCAGAGUGCUCACUGGGGUUGGUGGUGGGAGCCGGGCUGUGAAGGAGUGCCAGCAGCAGAGGUGGUGGACACCAACAGAUGACAGGACACGGUCAUUUUUAGACCCAUCAGGCAGCACCAGCCACACACUCCAGCAAGGACGAGGGAGAUCCUCCGUGAAGGAGCUGUCGGCUCUGUACCUCUCGCAGACAGCUGCUGCUGCUGCCGCCGGCCCCGCACAGCCGAGUACUGUGAAGGACAACUCCAUUCACUCUCCCCACAGACAGAAAAAAAGCAAGCCCAUGUUGAAAGAAAUGUGUGCCUCCUGCCUGAAGCCUGUCUGCCCUGUGGAGCGUGUGGUCACUGACAAGGUCUGUGUGCACCACUCCUGCUUCUGCUGCCACGUCUGUGGGAGGAAGCUCAGCGUGCAAAACUAUGCUGCCCUCCACGGGGUGUUUUACUGCCAAGUCCACUACAAGCUGAUGGCUGGGGCUGGAAGCAGCAGUGAGAUGGAAAGGCUGAAGCACCACCACGGUGUCUUUGAUAAUUUUGAUUUUGAUUCAACCAAAACGGGCCAGGAGGCUUCUGAAAAAAUGAACAGGAGCAGAAAAACAUCAGGAGCUGAAGAAGAUUAUGACAGUCUGUCUUCUGAAGACUUGGAGAUGUUAAAUUUUGACCUUUCAGAGAAGGAGUUCUUUGUAUAG
This is a messenger RNA of Sturnus vulgaris (Common starling), 789 nucleotides long. The record is from RefSeq and is a predicted model, not a curated record. NCBI's taxonomy places the organism in Eukaryota, Metazoa, Chordata, Aves, Passeriformes, Sturnidae.